AUGCAGUCUUUGGCGCUGGCUCAUGUUAAUAUUGAUCAUGGGAAGGUGGUGUUUGUCCUCUCAGAAGCUCGAGUAUCAGGUCGAGAUUGGCUCGACUGGUUUAAUGAUCGUUGCAUCGAUAAGUUGAUUUAUGGUCCCAGAAAUCGGGAUUUCUGGACCCCAGAAAUCGAUUUCAAGAACCAGAAAUCAGAAACCAUUUCUGGGAUCGAAAAUCGAUUUCUGAAAUCAUUUCUUGCAUUUUUGGAAUUUCUGGGACCAGAAACCAUUUCUGAGAUCGGAAAUCGAUUUCUGCAAAUCCCAGGCCAAUUCAUACAGCCGCCUGACCAAAGACUAAGCCAUAUCCAAGUCUCGACCCAGAAAUCCAUACCCACAAUCGACGUCUCCCAAUGGGCCGACACCAAGACCGCUCAAUCAAUCUGCGAGGCCGCAAGAACUUGGGAGAAACAUAAUCCUCGAUCGUCCAGACAUACAAGAACAGGGAAGGAGUAA
Molecule: messenger RNA, 489 nt
Organism: Striga asiatica
Lineage: Eukaryota; Viridiplantae; Streptophyta; Magnoliopsida; Lamiales; Orobanchaceae
Source: the annotation of a GenBank genome assembly